Molecule: messenger RNA, 1810 nt
Organism: Suillus bovinus
Lineage: Eukaryota; Fungi; Basidiomycota; Agaricomycetes; Boletales; Suillaceae
Exons: 11
Coding region: 92-1402 (436 amino acids)
Cellular component (GO): membrane; intracellular membrane-bounded organelle
Source: RefSeq, a predicted model, not a curated record
CAACCGGCGUUGAAUAUAGUAUUGUCACGCCGGCUACUUGUCACGCGGCCAACGCCCUUUCGCCUCUUGCUUCGACUACCACAACCCAACGAUGCCUUCGUCAUUCUAUGUUCCCAUUCUCCUUGCGGGUAUGAUAAUUACGGGUUCGAGUAAUUCUUUGUGGAGCAAAUGGCAGGACAUGCAAUGCGUGGAGAAUUGUAGCGAUCCAAACCCUGCAAACCACGUUCUUUACGAGCAGCCCGUAUGGCAAAGUCUCCAGAUGUUCCUCGGCGAAAUGCUUUGCUUUCUCCCCGUCAUUUAUACGUGGCUUCGUGCACGUCAGCGUACUGCACCCGUAUUUCUUCCUUCAGAUUCAGAAGAAGACGUUCAUGAAUCCGGUAAAGUCGAGGAAACCUGUCGAGAGCUACGAGGCUGGAACAUUCUUCUUUUGUGGUUUCCCGCUGCCUGCGAUCUCACCGGAACAACGCUUAUGAACGUCGGUCUCCUCUAUACCCCCGUGUCAAUCUAUCAGAUGACACGUGGAGCUCUCGUUCUUUUUGUGGGCAUCCUUAGCGUCAUCUUUUUACACCGUCGUUUAUGGCUUUAUCAAUGGGCCUCUCUCUUGACAGUCAUGGCCGGUAUUUUGCUGGUAGGAUACAGCGGUUCGCUUAUCAAAGACGUUGUACAAUCCACCUUGAAUCUCUUGGGUUCUGACCAGCCAGAGCCUGAAGUCACCAAGGUCCUCGUUGGCGUCUUCUUCAUUCUCUUCGCCCAGGUGUUUACGGCAACACAGUUCGUCGUAGAAGAGAAGAUCAUGGCCCGUUAUUCCGUGGCACCUUUGGUUGCUGUGGGCUACGAGGGUUUAUUCGGCGCCCUCACCAUCAUCAUGUGCAUGCCCAUUCUGGCUAUGCCGUCAAUCGCUUCUAGCUCGCCUUUCUUCGACCUUCCUAGGGGUUGGUACCAAUUAGUCUACACGCCUAGUGUCCUUUGGUCAGGGAUCGCUAUCGCGAUAAGUAUCUCCUUGUUUAAUUACUUCGGCUUGAGCGUCACAAGGCAUGUGAGCGCCACGGCGAGGAGCUUGGCCGAUACAUGCAGAACACUCUCGAUCUGGCUAGUCAGCCUUGGACUAGGCUGGGAGAAGCUUCUUUUCCCCAUUUCCCUCCUCCAAGUAGUGGGAUUCUCCCUCCUGGUGUAUGGCACGUUCCUUUUCAAUGGUUUGGUCAACCCUCCCUCUUUCCUCCACCCGCCCUUAGUCCUAGAGGAUACGGUAGGUGGCGAAGCGGAAGAAGGGGAAGCCUUGCUCGCAUCACAACAUCUGGACGAUACUGCUGCUCUGCCUGUUGACCUUGGUCAAAGCGGUUACGAUGUUUUGCCGAAAGAUGUCCGAGUUCAUGCGCAAGGACUUUCGUCAGCAGAAGAUUGAGGCCUGAGGAUCCACCUACAUGCUACUUACAUUUAAUACAUUGAUCCGUGGACAUAUGCUGAUGCGGACGCCACAAUUGAUGCGCACCACCGUUUAUUAAAUUUCACGCCGUCCACGGACCCGCAUGUGAACAAAAACCCUGGCACCACAUGGUGCUCUCUAGGGAUGAGACACGAUGCAUUUUUUGGAGAACAAGGUCAAGCAAACCUGCUGCCUUUCAAGAAUAUUUCGAGUCUCGCAGUUCCCCGAAUAAGCCGUCUCUGAAGUAGUAGUAGCGUGCUUUUGUGUCGAGAACCAAGCGGCGAAUUUCGGCAAUUUGCAUGUUCUUCUUUCAUAUCAGGUGGAUGCUGUAGACUGGAUAUAGACUGGCUUCCACAGGUUCUUCCACCGACACGAGGCAGAACGCUA